CAAAGAGGGAGUGUGCUGUGCAAAACGUCUCACUGUCCUGCUCUGCAUAUCUAAACCCACCUCCCCUCGAUCUUACCACUCCAAUCAUGGACACCCACAGCUACAGAACCCUCAGACCCGGUCCGGUCUCAGUCAGCCCAGACAGAGACCGUAACUUUCACGAGUUUCGCUGACAGAACCUGACUGAUUGGAGGCAGAUUGAUUUACGGAUCGGGCUGUGUCUUUGGACCUCUAGGUUAUGAGUCCAUAAACUGAUACCUUGACUUGUGUUGUCACCAUGGCCUGGUUUGACAUAGCAGCCAAAAAGCUGGGGUUCCCAACUAUCGAGCUGUUUGUCAAGGCUGGCAGUGAUGGUGAGAGCAUCGGGAACUGUCCAUUCUCCCAGCGCCUCUUCAUGAUUCUGUGGCUGAAGGGAGUUAUUUUCAACGUCACCACAGUUGACCUCAAAAGGAAACCGGCGGACCUGCAGGACCUGGCCCCGGGGACCAACCCUCCAUUCGUCACAUUUAACGGGGAGGUGAAGGUCGACGUCAACAAGAUAGAAGAGUUCCUUGAGGAAAAACUCACGCCACCACGGUACCCCAAGUUGGCGACUAAUCACCCAGAGUCAAACACCGCAGGUAUAGAUGUGUUCUCCAAGUUCUCUGCCUACAUCAAGAACCCCCGCAAAGAUACCAACGACGGCCUGGAGAAGGCCCUGUUGAAGUCUCUGAGGCGGCUGGAUGAAUACCUGAGGACCCCCCUGCCGGAGGAGAUCGAUGCCAACAGCACAGAAGACCCUCAGGAGUCCACACGCUGCUUCCUGGAUGGACCUGACCUCACACUGGCAGACUGCAACCUGCUGCCCAAACUACACAUUAUAAAGGUGGUGGCCAGGAAGUACCGUGGCUUUGAGAUCCCGGUGGAGAUGGCGGGGGUGUGGCGCUAUCUGAACCACGCCUACAAGAGGGAAGAGUUUACUAACACCUGUCCUGUUGAGCGCGAAAUCGAAUUUGCCUACAUAGAUGUGGCCAAACGAAUCAAAUAGCAACAGGGGGAGGAGGGAGAGACUGAGAAGGCCCAAUCCCAAAUUGUGUGUGUGUGUACGUGUGUGUGUGUGUGUGUCUUUGUGCACUCACAGGUUGGGUUGCACGGCACUCAUAUGUAGUGUCAUGGCUGCUGUGAUUGUAAGAACACUAGACAGAGAGGUCUGCAUCCAUUUCACAUCCAGUCCUUUUGGCCAAAGCCCUCUGCAGUGCACUAUAAUACAGCUGUAUGGUGUCAUUGAAGACACAGACACUGUUAGAAACCCAGAGUACGAACUCUAACAGCGUAUAGUACUAUCUACUACUAUCUGCAACAUUGUAAAACUGUCCUAAAGCAGCCAUAAGCAUUCAUUAGAGUGUUAUAACCUCUGUGUCUUAGAGGAAUAGCAGAGCACAGGUAGACACGCCAUACUUAUAUGAAUAUGCAACACUUUGGCCUUGACCACAGUAUUAACCUAUAUAUAUAAAUUAACAUACAUAUACUUUAUGAAUUCACUUUUCAUUAGUUUCUCCCCUGUCUUAUUUUGGCUAUCUAUGGGUGAAUAAUAAUCAAUAGUAAAGGUCUGACUUAUCUAUUUGUACGUUUUGUACGCACCAAACAAAUACUGACACAACCCUGUGUACUCGCCUUAUAAUCCUCACCAGAGGAGACUUCAUUAAACUGAUUUCAGAACA
This is a messenger RNA of Oncorhynchus nerka (sockeye salmon), 1700 nucleotides long. RefSeq names its product chloride intracellular channel protein 4-like. The coding region runs from base 278 to 1027 and encodes 249 amino acids. NCBI's taxonomy places the organism in Eukaryota, Metazoa, Chordata, Actinopteri, Salmoniformes, Salmonidae. The record is from RefSeq and is a predicted model, not a curated record. The transcript is spliced from 6 exons.